This is a messenger RNA of Malassezia japonica, 1830 nucleotides long. It is a transcript of the gene FRS1, whose product is annotated as phenylalanine--tRNA ligase. Gene Ontology annotation, biological process: phenylalanyl-tRNA aminoacylation. Bases 1 to 1830 code for a protein of 609 amino acids. Gene Ontology annotation, molecular function: magnesium ion binding; RNA binding; phenylalanine-tRNA ligase activity. Lineage: Eukaryota; Fungi; Basidiomycota; Malasseziomycetes; Malasseziales; Malasseziaceae. The transcript has a single exon. Gene Ontology annotation, cellular component: phenylalanine-tRNA ligase complex; cytoplasm. The record is from RefSeq and is a predicted model, not a curated record.
AUGCCUACUGUCAGUGUCGACAAAGCGCUGCUCCUUGAGGGCCUUGGGCACCAGUACACGACAGAGGAGUUUGACGAGCUCUGCUUCCAGUUCGGUAUUGAGCUCGAUGACGACACCACCGAGGAGGUGAAGGGCACCAAUGAGCGCCCCCAGCUCAAAAUCGACAUUCCGGCGAACCGCUACGAUUUGCUGUGCUUUGAGGGUAUCCUGCGUGCGCUGCGCGUGUUCCUCGGCAAGCAGGAGGUGCCCAAGUACCGCCUGACUCAGCCCAAGGAGCUCGUCACGCUCCGCCUCACCAAGGAGACGGCACAGAUCCGGCCGUACUUUGCGGGCGCCAUUCUGCGCAAUAUCACCUUUACGCCCGAGAGCUACGCCAACUUUAUCGACCUGCAGGACAAGCUGCACCAGAACCUCGCGCGCCGCCGCACGCUCGUGUCGAUGGGCACGCACGACCUCGACACGAUCGAGGCGCCCUUCACGUACGAGGCGCUCCCGCCGGACUCGUUCAAGUUCGCGCCGCUGAACCGCACUGAGGAGUACACCGGAAAGGGUCUCAUGGAGCUGUACGAGUCGGACCACCACCUCGGCCGCUACCUGCACAUCAUCCGCGACAGCCCCGUGUUUCCGAUCAUCUUUGACAACCAGCGCCGCGUCAUGUCCAUGCCGCCGAUUAUCAACUCGAACCACUCCAAGAUCACGCUCGAGACAAAGAACGUGUUUUUGGACGUGACUGCGCUCGACAAGACCAAGCUCGACAUCGUGACUAACAUCCUUGUGGCGAUGUUCUCGGAGUACUGCGCGGAGCCGUUCACGGUCGAGCCGAUUCGUGUCGUAUACCCCGAUGGACACGAAGAGAUCACACCGAACCUCGACGCGCGCGUCACCACGGCGCGUGUCUCGUACAUCAACCGCUGCACCGGUCUGCAGCACGACGCCACGGAGAUUUCGCGCCUGUUGCACCGCAUGGGACACAUUGCGCGUCCGGGCGCUCACGAGGACGAGGUCGAGGUCGAAGUGCCGGUCACCCGCCCGGAUAUCCUGCACGAGUGCGACCUGAUGGAGGACGUCGCUGUCGCGCAUGGCUUCGACAACCUGCCCAAGACCUUCCCGGCAACCAACUCGGUCGGCGCGCCGCUCCCGAUCAACAAGCUGAGCGAUAUCCUGCGCCGCGAGUGUGCGUACGCGGGCUGGACCGAGGCCCUGCCCCUCAUUCUCUGCUCGCACGACGAAAACUUUGCAUGGAUGAACCGCAAGGACGACAAGACCACGGCGAUUGUCCUGGGCAACCCCAAAACGGCCGAGUUCCAGGUGGUGCGCACCUCGCUCAUCCCGGGUAUCCUUAAGACGAUCCGCGAGAACAAGAAGCACGCGCUUCCGAUGCAGGUGUUUGAGGCGUCGGACGUCGCUUUCAAGGACCCGCGCGAGACGCAGCGCAUGGCACGCAACGAGCGCCACCUCGGCGCAGUGUACUGCAACAAGACGGCCGGCUUCGAGGUCGUGCACGGCCUGUUGGACAAGCUCAUGCUCGCCCUUUCUGUGCCGCGCAUUGAGCGCACAGACGCCAACGCAUCGCACGGCUACUACCUCAAGGAGGCGGAGGAUGCAACCUUUUUCCCGGGCCGCGCCGCUGCCGUUUACCUGCGCAUCGCGCCAGAGUCUACGACGGGCAGCGUAGCGCUCGACUGGCUCCCAAGCCUGCGCAACGCACUCGACCAGUCGGGCGACGUGCAGAUCGGUACGCUGGGCGUGCUGCACCCGGAAGUGCUCCAGCACUUUGACAUCGGCUACCCGUGCUCGGCGCUCGAAUUCAACCUCGAGGUGUUUAUCUAA